CAAGUUGAGACAAAAGAACGUCUCCGUUGUGUAAAUAGCCCCCGACGUGUACUAUUCGCACGCGGCAGGCGCCGGCUGGUCAACGACGACGAUUUGGCCUUUCUGUGGCUGUUUUCUCGAUUCGUCAGUCCAUCUAGUUAAUAGAAAAUGUCAGACGACGAAGAAGCCCCUUAUACAAAGAAGACUAGAACCAUUCAUUAUGGUUCACUUGAGGAGCAAGAAAAGUCUAGGCAGCAGUCUGUGGCCGAAAAAGCAAGAGAAGAAAGUGAUGACGAUGAUGAUGAUUCAGAUAAUGACGGCCAGCCAAUGGAGACUGGAAACAUUCACACUCAUGAUGAGUAUUUUGAUCUUGAAGAGGAAAUGUCCAAAGACAAGCAGGCUCUUUUGGAAGAAUUUGAGAGGAGAAAAAAAGCGAGACAAAUCAAUGUUUCUACUGAUGAUGACGAAGUGAAGAAAAAUUUACGGCAGUUGGGGGAGCCUAUCUGUUUAUUUGGGGAAGGUCCUGCAGAACGACGGUCACGAUUAAAAGACUGGUUGUCAAGGCUUGGAGAAGAUGCUAUCAAGAAAAGGCAGGAGGAGGAGGAGGAAAGAAUCCAGCAAGAAAAAGAUCAAGAAUCUACAUGGUAUCACGAAGGUCCUGAAUCUCUGAAAGUUUCUAGGCUGUGGCUUGCACAAUAUUCGUUGGCUCGGGCUCGGGAGCGAUUGGAAGCAGCCCGAGAGGAGCUGAGGCUACCAGAGGCCACAAGAACUGCUCGCCGUCAGGAAGUUCACAAAAGACUUCAGGCUGUUUCUAUUUUUGCUUCUCAAAUUGGAGAUACUAGACCUAUUUCUUACUGUCAAUUCAGUCCGAAUUCACAAAUGCUUGCUACUGCAUCUUGGAGUGGAAUUUGCAAAGUAUGGUCUAUUCCAGAUUGCAAACAGAUACAUACUCUAAGAGGUCAUCAAUGUAACGUUGGUGCAGUUAUUUUUCAUCCAAAUGCUUCAACAGAUUCUCAAGCAGUUUGUACAUUAGCUUCCUGUGCAGCAGAUGGCUCUGUAAAGUUGUGGACUCUUGAGAGUGAGGAACCUUUAGCUGAUGUUGAGGGCCAUGCACCACAUAGAGUUUCUCGCAUUGGAUUUCACCCAUCAGGGCGCUUUUUAGGAACAUGUUGUUUUGACAACUCAUGGAGAUUGUGGGACUUGGAACAGUGCUCAGAAGUUUUACAUCAAGAGGGUCAUACCAAGCCUGUGUAUUGCAUCUCCUUUCAAAGAGAUGGAUCUGUUGCAGCAACUGGAGGCUUAGAUGCUUUUGCCAGAGUAUGGGACUUGCGCACAGGACGUUGCAUAAUGUUUAUGGAGGGGCAUCUAAAGUCCAUUCAUGGAAUUGACUUCUCCCCAAAUGGGUAUCAUAUUGCUACAGGAAGUGAGGACAACACAUGUAGAAUUUGGGAUCUCCGUAAACGCCAGUGUGUUUAUACUAUUCCGGCCCAUACUAAUCUUAUUUCAGAAGUCAAAUACCAGAGAGAGAGUGGAACAUUUUUACUGACUGCAUCUUAUGACAAUACUGCAAAGGUGUGGUCUAACAAGACAUUCCAGCCCAUCAAGACUCUCUCUGGUCAUGACGGUAAAGUCAUGUGUGCGGAUGUUUCCCCAGAUACCCAGUACAUCGCUACAAGCUCUUACGACAGGACCUUUAAAUUGUGGGCACCAGAAUGAAAUUUAAAUGAUGAACUUCAAAACAUGUACUUUGUCAAUUUAUUUAAAGAAUUAAAACUUGUCUGCAUUAAGACGCU
Molecule: messenger RNA, 1772 nt
Organism: Thrips palmi
Lineage: Eukaryota; Metazoa; Arthropoda; Insecta; Thysanoptera; Thripidae
Gene: U4-U6-60K
Product: U4/U6 small nuclear ribonucleoprotein Prp4
Exons: 10
Coding region: 148-1695 (515 amino acids)
Biological process (GO): mRNA splicing, via spliceosome
Cellular component (GO): U4/U6 x U5 tri-snRNP complex
Molecular function (GO): protein binding; U4 snRNA binding; U6 snRNA binding
Source: RefSeq, a predicted model, not a curated record